Anopheles arabiensis is the source of this 859-nucleotide messenger RNA. Its product is annotated as mitochondrial import inner membrane translocase subunit Tim22. The transcript has 4 exons. The record is from RefSeq and is a predicted model, not a curated record. Gene Ontology annotation, biological process: protein insertion into mitochondrial inner membrane. Bases 131 to 745 code for a protein of 204 amino acids. Gene Ontology annotation, molecular function: transmembrane protein transporter activity. Gene Ontology annotation, cellular component: TIM22 mitochondrial import inner membrane insertion complex. NCBI's taxonomy places the organism in Eukaryota, Metazoa, Arthropoda, Insecta, Diptera, Culicidae.
AACACAAAUCUGAUGUAAACAAACGGUGUUGUAACUCAGCUGGGCUCUAGUGUGCUGCGGACCGAAACACGCAAAUUACGCUCCCUCAAGAUUCACGCACUGGAAAACGGCGUUCGGUAGGCGGAAAACCAUGGCCACCCUUUUACCGAAGCCCGUCGAUCCGGAGGAGGCGGCGGCCAAGCAGAACAGCGCCACCAAAACGGAGGGCAUAUUUUUCCCCGGCUCCGAUCUGGACGAGGUGGCCAAACAUUUCAUCGGUAACACUCACCGCUAUCGGGAAAACAUCAUCAUACCGAAAAUGUACGGCGUGGUGCAGAUAAAAACCAACGAGGAAAAGCUGGUGGAAGCCGCCUUCGAGAGCUGUGCGUUCAAAUCGUUCAUGAGCUGCGUGCUCGGGUACGGGUUGGGCGCGGCCAUCGGGCUGUUCAGCUCGUCCGUCAAUCCGAGCAUUGCCGAUCCGAUGGCGGGCGAUAAGCAGCAGACGGCGAGGGAAAUUUUCCGCGAAAUGCGGGCAGCGACGCACUCGUACGGCAAAAACUUUGCCGUCAUCGGGGCCGUGUUUGCGGCGGUUGAGUGCGCCAUCGAGUCGAAACGUGGCGUUUCCGACUGGAAGAAUGGUACCUACGCCGGAGCGGUGACGGGAGGAUUGAUUGGCCUAAGAGCGGGAGUCAAGGCUGGAAUUAUUGGAGCAGCGGGUUUUGCUGCGUUCUCCACGGUCAUAGAUUACUACAUGCGACACAGAUAAAUGCAUACCAAGCAGUGCAAAAAGCAAAUAUUUUUAAAAUGUUGUAGACUUUCAGGCAUAAUAGGCAUUACGGAAAACCGAAUAAAAUAGAUCCCUAUCACUAGCCCGAAUCCA